AUGACAUAACAGGACUACGUGAAUCAAGUUCACGACAAAUCGUCUGCUUAGAUUCGAUUUCGCGAAUUUUCUCAACUCAAUUGUAUUCUUGUUGAUUAAUCAAAUGGACUCGAUUUGAAGCCACGUGCAUUUGAAAACUUUUUGUCCUGCCUUAUCCAGUCUGGAUUACGACAGCCCUAGGUAUACCUUGCCGUCCAUUGUGUCCAUUUUAUAUUAGCGUGUGGCAUAACAGUCGCUAAUUAGAAAAAGAAAAAUCUGAUUUGUUCUUUUUAGAAUGGUUACAUGCAGUUUAAAAGGAGGUGCAGGAGAGAGACGGCCAAACAACAGUGUCCCUAGUAGUUCGGGGGUCCUAGAUGCCAGCAAUCACCCUACUGGACAAGCUGAAGUCAUGUGUAGGUCAGAUGAUGAAGAAAAACAUAAUGGGACAAGUUCAAACUCUCUUGAUGAUUCACUACCUAUGGAAUUAUGUCCCACUAUUCAUCCAGUCCAUAACUUAAAACUGGACCAUCACGAUCACCCCGAAACUGUAAGCGUGACGCUUUAUGUAAAAAAUAUUGCCAAGGAAUCGUUAAGAGUGGAUUUUGGGGAAACAUGCAUUUCUGUAACCUUCCGUACGAGUGAUCCUGGAUUUUUAAAGCAGUAUCCUACGUUUGGGGCAGAAGAUGACCUUAUGCAAUGGCAAAUCGAAACUAGAGGAACUAUUGUGCCUGAAAAAUGCACAUAUCGCCUUAAACCUACCAAUUUAGAGCUGAAGUUGAUUAAAGCCGUAACUAGCAAGUGGGAAUCCCUGGAAGCCACAGUUGAUUCCUCUUCGACUGUUCCCUCAAUUCAAAAAGAGACUUGGAUAUCUCUGGCUCCGCCAAAAGCAGCAAAGCCUUCUCCUGCAAGCAGAAAAAAAUUUGAAGAAGAUGCUAGCCAAGAAACAAAUUCCAUAUCUCUUUCACCCUCUGCAGAUUCUGUUGUGUCUUUCAAGGCAGGGUAUACUGGUCUGGGAAAUUUGGGAAAUACCUGCUACAUGAACGCAGUAUUGCAGGCAUUGGCCAACACAACACCCCUCAAAAACUAUUUUCUAGAUAAGAAAUUUCAAGCCGACAUCAAUCGAGAUAAUCCAUUAGGAUUCGGUGGAUCUCUGGCUAUCGCCUUUGCUAUUAUUUUGCGUCAGCUAUGGAGUGGUCAACGUGAUUCGAUUGAACCCUCUCAUUUGAAGAGUUUACUUGCCAAUCGUGCCUCCCAAUUCUCCGGCUACGCACAGCACGAUGCCCAAGAGUUUAUGGCCUUUCUCCUCGACGGCUUGCAUGAAGAUCUUAAUCGUGUCAAGACUAAACCCUUGACUACUCCUGUGGAGUCAAAUGGAAGGCCAGAUCACAUCGUUGCCGAUGAAGCCUGGCAAGUGUACAAGAUGCGCAACGAUUCCGUCAUCGAUGACUUGUUUCAAGGCCAAUUCAAGUCCACCCUCGUCUGUCCCGCCUGCCAGAAUAUUUCUGUCACUUUUGAUCCGUUUCUCUAUCUGGCCUUACCUCUGCCCCCCUCUAAAUCGUGUUUUACUGUGACUGUCUACUUUGACGGUGUCGAUGAAUCAGUGGAGUUGACUGGAACUAAAAGAGGAGCCGUCAAAGUAUCCUUGUGGUUAGAUCCAAGCCAGCGCGUUCAACAAUUAAAAGAAGAAUUGAAGCGGAUUUGUGCGGGUCGAUUUCGCCAGCCCGACUCUGAAAUUGAGUUAGUACAAGUCCGUGACGGUCUCAUCCGACGUUGGUUGGUGGACGCUGCCCCACUCAGCUCGCUCCAGAACACCAAUCAUUCAGAUGCUUUACUUUUGGCUUUUGAAACAGCUCCCAGUGAUAAUGGUUCGCUUGUCCACAUUGCUGUUAUUCAGCGAGUGUUGAUGCCGCUGGAUGAACACACUCACUGCACCGCUUGCAAGAAAGAAAGUGAUAUCCUUAAGCGGUGCAUGAAAUGCUACAGCGUUGCUUAUUGUGACAAGAAUUGCCAACGAACGCACUGGAACGCGGUGCACCGUACCAUGUGUCGCCCCAAACCGGAUAUAAUCGCCCAACCGUUUGUCGUCAGUCUGCCGCCAUCUUCGCUCACCUACCAGAAACUCUACCGGUCGAUGCUUUACUACUCCAGGUUCUCGGUUGAGGUGGAUUGCCCUCCGUCUGCUAACAACAGCAGCAAUCAAGAUAUGGAUUCGUCUUCAUCAUCGUCGUCGUCUUCUUCUUCUCCCCAAGAAGAAGGAGAAGUAGAUGGCCUACAGCAAUCGAAGCAGGAGCAACCGAAAGAGUACCCCUUGUUUUUCAUCAAGCCGAUCGACUCGCAAGGUCAGGGCAUCGAGAAGAAAAAGAGACUAGAGGAUCUUGGUGACAAGCCAUUGGAUUUCGACGCUGAUGAAUCGCCCAUCUUCCUGUCUCUUGACUGGCGUAACGACGAGCGUUCGGCCAAUCACUGCUCCGUCACCGUGAAAUCACCGACCGACUACGAGGAUCUCAGCCAAGAGAAUUCCGAUCCGUCGGCUGACGGUGACAUCUCGCCCAACCAACGUCGCCUUACCUUGCAUCAUUGCCUCCAGCAAUUUAUGCAGUCGGAAGUUUUGAGCAAAGAAGAAGCCUGGUACUGCCCCAAAUGCAAAGAACAUAGGGAAGCCACAAAACAAAUGUCUGUGUGGCGGUUGCCCGAGAUCCUCACCAUCCAGUUGAAACGCUUCUCUUUCCGCAAUCUGAUGUGGCGAGACAAGAUCGACCAAAAGGUCCACUUUCCUGUCGAACAGUUGGAUUUAUCGCCUUACUUGUCGAGCAUCACUGAACACGGGGCUGUCUACGAUCUCUAUGCGGUAGUCAAUCACUACGGCGGCAUUUUGUACGGUCACUACACGUCGUUUGCCCGUUGCCCGGCAGCUACGUCUGACAAGAGCCAGAAAGAUGUCGUUGGGUGGCGUUGCAUGGACGAUCGUCAAGUGCGAGACAUUUGCGAAGAAAGUGUCGUAACGUCUGCUGCUUACCUGUUGCUUUACCGAAGACGUCGCGGGUCGCCUGGUCCGUCCGCCAGCCCUGUACAGCUCAAUUACAGCGAUCCCGAGGAGAUUGAUUGAGGCGAGAGGGGGCAAAAAUUAAGGUAGUAGUGUUGUUGAUACGGAGAUGACACGUGCGCUACAAUCAGUCUGAGUGAAAUCCGUUUCGCUGGCCCAAAGUGGUGACCUACCUAGCUAUAACCCCCCUUCCUCAUCACUAGUUUUCUCUCUUGCCUCCCCAUCAUAGAGUGGAGCUUCUUGGUUGCUACUGUACAUGGUCAGCUACACAGCAGAGUUACCUCGGGCAUCCUUUUCACUAAUCGGCUUGUUUUCUUUACAACUUUUUAUAUACCUCGUAACUAUUUAUUUCCUUCUUUUUUUCUAUAUUCUACAUUUUUUUCUAAUCCUUUUUUUUCCUACAAAUAUUUACCCUUUUUUCCCUCCCUGCGGCUUCCUUGCGUGACAGUUUUCCAUUAAAAACUGUCUUCUAGAUGAUCGCUCUAGCUGACUCUUUGUCCUCAACCGCGUCUAGGUUUCAACGACACACCUUUUCUCCUUUCUCGGGAAAUUUCGUUCUUGCGCUCAAAUCUAUAAUUCUAUAUAUCUAUCAAGUAUUUGAACCUAAUUUGAAGAACGAGUUGCAUUGUGUCACUGUCGCCCGCCUCGUAUUCCUAUUUGAAUUGACGUGUCAGGCUGUUGCAUAGAUAGAUCCCAGGAAUCGAUUAGUACUUUCUUUAUGCGUCUUGUUCUCGUUUGAAUGUAGUUUUCUUCUACCUCCGGCUACACUGUACUUGUCCCCUUUCUAAUUUUUCGUCACUUUUUCCUCGGGAAUGUGUUCUGUGUGUGUGUGUUUUUUUGCCGGUUUUCGAUUUCUUCUACCCCCCAUUUUGAUAUUCAUGAAGUGUUUGAAAGUUGUUUGCGAUGCGCGGAUAAAUCUGUACUGGGGGGUAACGUUAUUCUUGCCAUCAUGCUCUUGUAUCGCAACAUGUUUUCUUCAGCACCAGUAAAUCGUUUGAUGAAUUGGUCA
Daphnia pulicaria is the source of this 4031-nucleotide messenger RNA. Its product is annotated as ubiquitin carboxyl-terminal hydrolase 19-like. The transcript is spliced from 16 exons. Lineage: Eukaryota; Metazoa; Arthropoda; Branchiopoda; Diplostraca; Daphniidae. The coding region runs from base 275 to 3085 and encodes 936 amino acids. The record is from RefSeq and is a predicted model, not a curated record. Gene Ontology annotation, molecular function: cysteine-type deubiquitinase activity. Gene Ontology annotation, biological process: protein deubiquitination.